Molecule: messenger RNA, 2217 nt
Organism: Elaeis guineensis (African oil palm)
Lineage: Eukaryota; Viridiplantae; Streptophyta; Magnoliopsida; Arecales; Arecaceae
Source: RefSeq, a predicted model, not a curated record
AUGGGAAUGAGAACCAGGGCGGUGCUUUUAAUCGGGAUUUCUCUUGUUGCGAUCAGCGGCAACGCGGUCGCGCAGAGCGCGUCUACCGCAAUGCCGAGCAGCAAAACCGAUGCCGCGAACGCGCCGACCGCUCAGGCGACUGCGCCUAGGCCAUCCCGCCCGGAGAUACCCGCUUCGGACCGCGACAUCAUCGUCACCGCCCCACUCCAGCAAAGCGAAACCGACGUCCUUCAGGGCACAUCGGUGCUGAAGGGUGAGGCGUUGACCCGAGACUUGCGCCCGUCACUUGGCGAGACGCUCUCGCGUCUGCCGGGCGUGUCGGCGACCUCCUUCGGCCCUUCGGCGUCCCGGCCCAUCCUGCGCGGUUUCCAGGGCGAGCGCAUCCGCGUGCUGACGGACGGUAUUGGCGCGAUCGACCUGUCCAAUACCUCCGUCGAUCAUGCGGUGGUCAUCGACCCGCUCCUGGCCGAGCGCAUUGAGGUGCUGCGCGGGCCAUCGGCGCUGCUGUUCGGCUCGUCUGCGGUGGGCGGGGUGGUGAACGUCAUCGACACGCGCAUUCCGCGGACCCGGCCCGAGAACGGCUAUCGGCUGAAUGGCAUCGCCACCUACGGCUCGGCCGCGAACGAGCGUUCGAUCGCCGGCGCUGCUGACGUGGCGGUCGGUCCCUACCUCGUGCUCCACGCCGACGGCUCGUAUCUCAAAGCCGACGACCUCAGGAUCGGCGGCUACGCGCUAUCGCCAGCGGCACGCGCUGCUGCGCUCUCGCAAGUCGGCUUGCCGCAAGACGUGGCACCAGGCAAGGACCCGAUCGACUUCGCGGCCUCCGCUGCUAUCCGAGGCAAGCUCCCCAACACCGCCGCCGAGACCUGGACGGCGGGCGUCGGCGCGUCGAUCAUCACCGACACGGGCCAACUUGGCGUAAGCUACAGUCGUUACGACAGCCUCUACGGCGUGCCGAUCCGCUAUGCGACCGAGGUGGGCCAGGCGCAGGAGUCGCCCCGGCUCGAUGUCAAGCAGGACCGGGUCGACUUACGCGGCGAAGUCGAGACCGGGGGCGGGUUCCUCGACCGCAUCCGCAUCCGCGCCGGCCAUGCCAGCUACCGCCAUUUUGAGCUGGAACCGUCCGGCGAGAUCGGCACGGCGUUCUACAGCAAAGGCACCGAGGGGCGACUGGAACUCCUUCAGGCAGAUCGCGGUGGAUGGCAGGGCGCGAGCGGUGUCCAAUAUUUCAACCGUUCGUUCAACAUCGAGGGUGUCGAAGCCUUCCUGCCCCGCAAUGAAACCAAUCAGACCGGCAUCUUCACGCUUCAGCAGUAUAAUGCGGGGCCGUUUCAUGCUGCGGCCGGCGCUCGUUACGAGUGGAGCAACCAGACCGCCAAGACCGUGGGCAGUGACCCGAGAUUCUUUGGCGGGAAGCGCAACUAUGGCGCGUUCUCCGGCUCACUGGGGGUCGGUUACGGCGUCACCGACGCGAUCCGCAUCGGCCUGAACGGUUCAUAUACCGAGCGCGCGCCGUCAGCCGAGGAGCUGUUCGCAAACGGGCCUCAUGCCGGCACACAAGCUUAUGAGCUGGGCAACCCGGACUUCCGGCUGGAACGGAGCUAUGGGAUCGAGGCGACGCUUCACGUUCACGGUGAGCGCCUGAGCUUCGACGCAUCCGCCUAUUACAACCGCUUCAACAACUAUAUUUCGGAGCAGCAGGUCGACCAGGCUGUAUGCGAGGCUGCGGCCGCACCGUCAGGCCGCGAGGUCGACCUGCCCUGCUUUCAGUACCAGCAAGCCGGCGCCAGCUAUUGGGGCAUCGAAGGCGAUCUUUCGGCCAAGCUGUUCGAGGUGGGCGGCACGCGCAUCAACGCCGACCUGCUCGGCGAUUAUGUCCGGGCCACCAUCAUCGACCGCGGCCCCGUGCCGCGCAUCCCGCCGCUUCGUCUACUCGGCGGUCUGGAGGCGCAGGGCGACAAGUUCACCGCGCGUACCGAGGUGGAGCGCGUGUUCAAGCAGGACCGUAUCGCCGACUUCGAGACCACUACGCCCGGCUACACCUUGGUCAACGCCAGUGUGAGCCUCAAACCCUUUGCCAACAGCAGCAGGACUUCGCUCUUGCUCAGCGCCAACAAUAUCUUCGACGUGGUUGCACGCCGUCAUUCUAGCUUUCUCAAGGACUUCGCGCCGCUCUCCGGUCGCGACAUCCGGGUCUCGCUAAGGUUCGGCCUCUGA